GCGAGGUCAGGCCAGCGUCACGUGACGUGGGAGCGGGAGCGAGGCACAUGUCUGGUCCGCCAUUGUUCUGUGAUCCACUCCCUUCCUCAAAACUUCCUCUUCCCCAGGACUUUUCCAACGAUUCAGUGCUGCUAGCUCACCGCAGGACACUUCUUUACAGACUUAAGACUUUUUCUGUUGGGAAACUUGGAGGAUUCACGGGGAUUUAGACGGCGUUUUCGUACGAUGUCUGCCAGCGUUGAUCAGAGGCCUAAAUCACAAGGAAAUAAAGUUGCACAAAAUGGACCCGUGAAUACGAAGGAUAGUGGGAAAGGGGAGGAAUUUGAGCCGUACCUGCAACAUAACCAGACUGGCCAGGCCUACGCAGGAUCCACGCCCAUGGCGCACGGCACCUCCAUGUCGGACCCCUACAUGCCCAGCUACUACCCCUCCAUGUCCUUCCCGUACCUCAGCAGCACCGAGUGGUCCACCGGCGACCCCAUGUCGUUCGGCUGGCCCAACGGCGGCGACCAGCAACACUACGGACAGGACGCCAUGUUCCCUCCCACGGGGAACGCGCUGGGAAGCACCCCUCCCUACUUUAAUCAAACUGGGUUUAGCUUCUUCCCCCAACCGGUGGGUGGGACGGACUGGGGCAGCAGUGGCUGGCCUCAGGGAUCUGGACAGAACCAAAGUGCCAGUGGGGGUGGCAGCCAGGCUCAGACUGCUUAUGACUAUUACCAACCCCCCGUGUCGAGUUACAAUGGACCCAACCCCUACCAGAGUAACGGACCAACGGACGUACCUACUAACAAGGCACCUGGACACGGCAUGAAAUCGGUUGAACAAGGGUUAACUGGACUUACCCUGGGAGGCUCGGACAACAAGGCACAAUCGGGCUCCGCUGGGAGUCAGAACGGGAAUAAGGCGGUACACGGACACGGACAUGGCCAUGGGGACGCGACGGCGGCGAGCUCGGCUGCCAAGACCAACGGAACUUCGGCUACCACCACCACGGCACCGUCGAAGCCCAUCUCGUGGGCCUCGAUCGCGAGCAAGCCUGCCAUCCCGCAGCCGAAGGCAAAACCUAAGACCGGUGGGGGAUCGUCCGGCGCGGUCAUGCCUCCCCCGCCCAUCAAACACAACAUGGACAUCGGAACCUGGGAUGGGAAAAAUGUCCCAAAGAAGCCCCCACCCCCGCAGCAGGCCCCGCCUCCACCGCAGGCCUGGAACGCAAACCCUCGCGGGCGCGGUGGCCCCCCUCAGAACCAGCAAGGUGCCCAGAUGGGCGGGACUGCCGGGCUGACGCCCAUCGCGCACCCCAGCGGGGCUGAAAACCCCGCCGCGGCGAGUCACCCCAUGUUGGACAAACUUCGCAUGGAGAUCAAGAGCAACUUCAAGGAGUUCAACACGAACCCCAAGAACUCGCGCUUCUUUGUGAUCAAGAGCUACUCUGAGGACGAUAUCCACCGUUCCAUCAAGUACCACAUUUGGUGCAGCACGGAGCACGGAAACAAGCGCUUGGACCAGGCGUUCCGCGAGCGCAAGGGAAAGGGACCGAUCUACCUGUUCUUCAGCGUAAACGGGAGCGGGCACUUCUGCGGCGUGGCGCAGAUGAUGUCUGAAGUGGACUACAACGCGGACACGGGCGUGUGGUCGCAGGAGAAAUGGAAGGGCAAGCUGGAGGUGAAGUGGAUCUUCGUGAAGGACGUGCCCAACUCGCAGCUCAGGCACAUCCGCCUGGAGAACAACGAGAACAAACCGGUGACAAACUCGCGGGACACCCAGGAGGUUCCCCCCGAAAAGGGGAAGCAGGUCCUGAAGAUCCUCUCGAACUAUAAGCACACCACCUCCAUCUUCGACGACUUUGUGCACUACGAAAAGCGACAAGAGGAGGAGGAUCAACUCCGCAAGGAGAGGAAGCACCGGGGCAACCACCAAUAAAUGGCCUGGCAAGGACCCUGCCCCUAACGGACUUGGUGUGGACUAAGACCAUGUUACCCUGACAUCCCUCAAAAGGAAUUUGGACUUCUAUCUUUGAAUGGAAUUUAAAAAAAGACGCUACUAGAUCUACGAACUUGGACUUCUAAAAGUCGGCGGUACUCUAUGAGGACGAAACCGCCGGCUUGGACUACAAUCAAUUGAGAAACAAAAAAACUGAAAGCAAGGUCUCCAACUUUUUAAAAUUAAGAUUUUUAGUUAUUUUGACGCAUUCACUGGCAAGCGCAUAUGUGUAACCCCCCAUGCUUAUACCCUUCGACGUAAACAUGGCAUAGAAAAGAUUUGCUUAAUUGUGCACAACUUAUUAACAAUCCUAGCGAACAGAACGGAUUUCUGUAGAAGCAUAUAUGGGUAUAGGUGGUAGUGAGUGUAAUGACUGUAAGCACCUCCCCUAUUUACAUCUUAUCUCCUUGGAUUUUGGUUUGACGGUAGAUACACGAACAUCAGUGGUAAGUAAGCUCAAACGGAAUAUAGAAAUUGUUUCUCGACGCCGUGUAGGGCAAUUUUUUCCUUUCUCAUACUAGUAUCUUGCCUCUGUCGUCUCUUUCUUCAGCUUUUCUGUGAUUGGCUAAAAAAUGGAGUGUAGGUUGAUCGGGAACGGAUCCGGAGUCGCGAGACUUCGGCGCGGUGCAGAAGGCUUUGAAUUUAAAACUAAUGAAUGCUUAACACAUGAUUAUUCUCUAAGUAGUAGAAAUAGCAGGAACAAAUAAAAUUGCAGGAAAGAUA
Messenger RNA from Branchiostoma floridae (Florida lancelet), 2706 nucleotides. RefSeq names its product YTH domain-containing family protein 3-like. The transcript is spliced from 5 exons. Gene Ontology annotation, molecular function: mRNA binding; N6-methyladenosine-containing RNA reader activity. Gene Ontology annotation, biological process: mRNA destabilization. NCBI's taxonomy places the organism in Eukaryota, Metazoa, Chordata, Leptocardii, Amphioxiformes, Branchiostomatidae. The coding region runs from base 226 to 1923 and encodes 565 amino acids. The record is from RefSeq and is a predicted model, not a curated record. Gene Ontology annotation, cellular component: cytoplasm.